Messenger RNA from Mesocricetus auratus (golden hamster), 2181 nucleotides. RefSeq names its product X-C motif chemokine receptor 1 (gene Xcr1). NCBI's taxonomy places the organism in Eukaryota, Metazoa, Chordata, Mammalia, Rodentia, Cricetidae. Gene Ontology annotation, molecular function: chemokine receptor activity. The record is from RefSeq and is a predicted model, not a curated record. Gene Ontology annotation, biological process: chemotaxis; immune response; G protein-coupled receptor signaling pathway. The transcript is spliced from 2 exons. Gene Ontology annotation, cellular component: membrane. The coding region runs from base 11 to 1129 and encodes 372 amino acids.
AGAAAAGUUGAUGGAACGUGUGUCGAUCAUAGGGCUAUUCCCCGCACUGGAAGAGGGAAGCAAAGCAAGCACAAGGCAUACAGACUUGAAAAGAGACAUGGAAAGUGGAGCAAACUCAGAUGCUCUCAGUACCACUGCCUCCUGGGGCCAAAUGGAGUCCUCUGAAUCCUCUGAUUAUUAUUAUGAUCUACAGAGUCACCUAUGUGAGAGCAAGACCACCUUUGCCAACUUCACUGCCGUCCUGUACUCUCUGGUAUUACUCCUUAGCCUGAUGGGUAACAGCCUGGUUUUCUGGGUCUUGGUGAAGUAUGAGAAUCUAGAGUCACUCACCAAUGUUUUCAUCCUCAACCUGUGUCUCUCAGACCUUAUUUUCUCCUGCCUGCUGCCUGUGUGGGUCUUAGCACAAUAUCAGGGCUGGUUGCUAGGUGAUUUCCUCUGCAAACUCCUCAACCUGGUCUUCUCCAUCAGCCUCUACAGCAGCAUCUUCUUUCUCACCAUUAUGACCAUCCACCGUUACCUGUCCGUAGUGAAUCCCGUCUCUACCCUGGGCAUCCAUACCCUCCGAUGUCGUGUGCUGGUGAUCACAUCUGUGUGGACAGCCAGCAUCCUGUCCUCUAUUCCCGAUGCUAUCUUCCACAAGGUGAAUGUCUCAGCAUGUGAUUAUUCUGAACUUCGUGGGUUCUUGGCCUCAGUCUACCAGCACAACAUCUUCUUUCUCCUCUCCAUGGGGAUCAUCCUGUUCUGUUAUAAACAGAUUCUCAGGACCUUGUUUCGUUCAAAGUCCAGACAGAGGCACCGGACAGUCAGGCUCAUCUUUACCAUCGUGGUGGCAUACUUCCUCAGCUGGGCUCCCUACAACCUCAUCCUCUUCCUAAAGACACUGCAGGAAACUGAAAUCAUCCAGAGGACUUGUGAGAUCAGGCAACGGCUAGACCUGGCUAUGAUCAUCUUCCGCAUGUUGGCUUUCUCUCACUGCUGCUUCAACCCAGUGCUUUAUGUCUUUGUUGGGGUCAAGUUCCGCAGACACCUAAAAAGUCUCCUCCAGCAGGUCUGCCAGAAGACAUUCGUCUCCGUCCCAUCCUCCUACUCCCCUGGCGUCUUUACAUAUGAGGGCCCCUCCUUCUACUGAGAGGAGAGGAUGGGUACACAGAGGUGACUAGGGAAGCUGGAGGAAGUCAAGGAGAAGUGGAUUGGGAAGGAGCGUGGCAGAAGACACAAUAGAGGAGAUGCCAGCAACGACUGCGGGAGCGUGGAGGAACCACAUGAUGGCUGUGGGAAGGUGGCUUCCACCUGGGCCCUCCAAAGCAAUACUCCCUGGACUCAGUUCAUCAUUCAUUCUCUCACUUAGACAUAGAUUGCUUAUCAGUGACUGGUCAGAAGAUCCUAAAUAGAAUGUUUUGCAAACAUCGGGAGGGCUCAAACUCUCAGCAUGUGCAAACUGUACAAUGAGGUUGCUGGCACAUAGGAUUACCUCGCCUGUUUUUUUGUUUUUUGUUUUCACUUUGGUGGUGUCUGGUUCUUUGAUUCCUUGCAGGUUCUGGAGAAAAUGUCUUCAGGAUAAGAAGACACUAAACUGAAAAUAAUUCUGUAUUCUGGCAAGAGCUGCUGACACACAAACUAGCUUUUAGAUAUUUGCCCCCUAAUUGAAUGCAAUAUGUGCUGCCAUCUGAAUCUAAGUAUUUAGACAAUGCAAAGACGAACAAGAUAUUGUUGCUAACUUCCAGGUGACACCAAUGCAUCCAUGAAGGUUCAGAUAAGCAUAGACCACUUAACAAAGGCACGCAGGUUGAAGAUUCCUCUGUUGUUUCAUCUCUUCCAGAUUGAGAGAAAGCUGACUUCCUGCCAUCUGGAUGAUAGUGUCAGCAUUUCCCUUUCUACCAUUCUCCAAAGCUGAGCCCUCCUCAAACACUGCAUUCCCUUUCCUGAAGCCCCCAGGGCCAGGUCCUUUGGAUUCUGCCUUUCCAAUAUCUCUCCAGCUUAUUCCCAGGAUCACAUGCCCACGACUCCAUCUCUACAAUGGCCUCUACUCCACAGUGUCUUCCUGUUGCUUCUUAUUUUUUUUCUCUCUUUCUCUGUUCCAUCUUCUUCCUCUGGAAAACUGCCUGCCUGGAUUUAUAGCUUGUCUGCCUAGAUCUUUUUUUUUUUUCUUUGAAGCUUUAAAUAAAAUUAUUCUCAAGCCUC